Molecule: messenger RNA, 696 nt
Organism: Penicillium verrucosum
Lineage: Eukaryota; Fungi; Ascomycota; Eurotiomycetes; Eurotiales; Aspergillaceae
Product: ankyrin repeat domain-containing protein
Exons: 1
Coding region: 1-696 (231 amino acids)
Molecular function (GO): protein binding
Source: RefSeq, a predicted model, not a curated record
AUGGAGUCAACAGCUCGUAUCAGUAUUCAAAGUGGAGCUCAUGCUGGGGUUACUGAUAUCCACGAGCACUACAAAACACCACUAUUCUGGGCUGCGUGCAAGGGUUACGAGUCCGUGGUGAAACUCUUACUCGAAAAAGAGCAUGUUGAUGCCGAUUGCAAGGAAUCCAAUGGCGAGACACCCCUGCUCGCAGCUGCUCAGCACGGUCAUGAAGCGGUUGUGAAGCUUUUACUUGAGACCGGGCGUGUUGAUGCUGAUUCAAAAUAUACCUACGAGACACCGCUGUUCCGGGCCGCGUAUGAAGGCCACGAGGCGGUGGUGAAACUAUUACUUGAAACUGGACGCGUUAAUUUGCAGCCAAAGGACGACCCCAAUGGUUGGACACCGCUGUAUGUCGCUGCAUGGAAUGGCCACGAAGCGGUGGUAAAACUCUUACUUGCGACCGAGGAUAUUGACGCAGAUUCAAAGGACUCCAACGGCUGGACACCGUUGUUGCGGGCUGCGCAGAAUGGCCACGAGGCGGUGGUGGAACGUGUACUUGCAACUGGGCAAGUUGAUGUGCAGCCAGAGGAAGGCCCCAGCGGUUGGACACCACUGUCCGUCGCCACGCAGAAUGGCCACGAAGCGGUGGCAGAGCUUUUACAGUCUCACUUCGUCUGGACCGAGUGGCGAAGCUUUUGGAACCGGGCAGGUUGA